GUGCUGCUGAGGAAGGAGAGCCCCGUGGUGGGGAAGGCACAAAGCUGUGUGUGCCCAUCCCCGAGCAGGUGCUGUGUCCAUCCCCUGUGUGCCAGGAUUUCUCCUUCCCAAAGCUUGGCCAGAUGAAGGAGGCUGCGAGGAAGAGGAAGAUGCCUUGGGCCCCCCAGGCAGGCCCCGAGCUGAGGACGGAGAGCCCGGAGGACAAAUCCCCCCGGCAGAGCCUGGUGGGAGAGGCCGUUUUGAAGGGCUCCCCGGCGCAGGAAGGCAGCGGGGAGGAAAAGGGCCGGAGAUCCCCCCGCAGGAGGGGCUCCAAAGCCAGCCCAGGGUGCUCUGAGGAGGAAAGACCCAGCCUGUGCCGGGAAGGCGGCCGGAGCUUCAGGGGGAGCUCUGACCUGGUGGUCCUUGAGCAGCCUCCCAGCAGGGAGAAGCCCUUCAGGUGCUUGGAAUGUGGGAAGAGCUUCAGGAAGAGCUCGAGCCUCUUCACUCACCAGCACAUCCACACUGGUGUAGGGCCCUACACAUGUGGGGAAUGUGGGAAGAGAUUCAGGCACAGCUCCUCCCUUGUGAAGCACCAGCACAUCCACACUGGGCAGAAGCCCUACAAGUGUGGGGAAUGUGGGAAGAGCUUUAGGCAGAGGUCUGGAAUGAUCCUUCACCAGCACAUCCACACUAGGCAGAAGCCCUACAAGUGUGGGGAAUGUGGGAAGAGCUUUAGGCAGAGCUUUGAAAUGAUCCUACACCAGCACAUCCACACUGGGGAACGGCCGUACAUGUGUGGGGAAUGUGGGAAGAGGUUUCAGACCAGCUCACAUCUCCUCAGGCAUGAGCAGACACAGCACUCACCUUUCGUCAGCAGAAAUGGCUCUAGGUUCUCAUUCAGGCUCUCCUCAUUAUCCAGCACAAAUUUGAGGAUUGAUGCCAGCUCAACCUGUGUCAGAGGAGCCAUGGGGUCAGCAGCUCUGCUGCAGCUCACAGGAAGCAACCACAGCAGACUUGGGGCAGCAGGCAGCUCCCUUGCCUAUCCAUGCUGGUGCCCACACUUGCUGCCACAAGCCUUUGACAGACCAAAAACACCGGUGAGCACUGCAGUACCCACUCCACACUGUCUUUUAAGGGGACCCAGAAUAGGAGGGCAGGUCUCAGAGCACCCCCUGAAAGCCACCGCUGCUCCUGCUGCACCCCAAGGGAGGGAACCCCAGAGGGAUUACCUGGGUCUUGUAGUCAAACUCAUUCCAGUCACCAGGGCUCUUGCAGCUCACAGAGGUGUGAUACAGGAGCAGCACAGCCACCUGAGCAAGGCAGGGAAAGUGUCACUGACCCCACGCCAGUCAUCAGCACCUUGGUGCCAGCCAGGACUAAAGCAUGGCACACAGUAACCUUGGCCAGAGCCAGCUCCUCUCCAUCCACCAGCUUCUGUGCAGAGACCAGGUUCUCUGCAGCCAAUUUGUGCCUGCAGUGCUCUGCAACAAGAAGCAGGAUUCCCUCUGCCCCGAGUGCGGGAAGA
Molecule: messenger RNA, 1504 nt
Organism: Pseudopipra pipra
Lineage: Eukaryota; Metazoa; Chordata; Aves; Passeriformes; Pipridae
Product: zinc finger protein 79-like
Exons: 3
Coding region: 123-1376 (417 amino acids)
Biological process (GO): regulation of transcription by RNA polymerase II
Molecular function (GO): RNA polymerase II cis-regulatory region sequence-specific DNA binding; DNA-binding transcription factor activity, RNA polymerase II-specific
Source: RefSeq, a predicted model, not a curated record